UAACGUUGCAUUAAACAGGAUACUCAGCCAAACUGGUUUAUCUGCAUGGGAAGGUUAUCCACAGAGCAAGAGAGAGCAGGAGAGAGGAGAGAUUGAAAGAGAGGGGGUAUUGUUCUGGAAAUAGCUUCAGGGCUUUGUCUCCCAGUGUGUGUGUGUCUGUGUGUGUGUGUGUGUGUGCAGGCAGUGCCCAUGCACGUGUCCACUGAUGAGGGCCUUCAUUUGAGUGUGUGUGUCUGUAUGUGAGAGUUUCAUGCGCAUAUUUUAUGUGUGUAAAUGAGUGACUGUGUAAUAAGCGAGUGUUGUCCCAUCAACACCAACAUAUCCCCAUAUCUGUGUUUGCAGUGUCUGUGUGUGUGUGUGUCUGUGUACAAUGGGUGUGUCAAGGUGAUGCAGGCUCGCAGGGGCCGGACUUAGCUCCUGCUUCAGGUGUGUCUUUGUGAUAUACAGCCACAAGACGUGAAGAGGCAAACAGUGAAGACAUAAAUAUACAGAUCUAGGUCAACUGAUAGCGCCAUAAGAGGCAAAGUCAAGAAAGAAAGGAACGAAGGAGGGAACAACAGAUGAGAGAAAAUGGGGAAAAUGAAAGAGCUAUUUCUGCCUUUAUCCUGAGAAUUUCCAGGAAGCUUAAGGAUUGCUACCUGUCUGGACUUGCUGUGGGAAAGGCAGAGCCCUCACCUAUGAAGACUACCUGGUACUGUCCUCUGGAUCUGUCCACAGUGGUGGAGGAAGAGGAGGAUGGAGUGAUCUACACUGUGGUGGUCAGACAGCACCCUGGAGGCCCAACCAGUCCAUCGUCAGUUUCCCGCUCCCAGUGUGUUAAAGCCGGGACAGAAGAGAAGCUGGUGCUCCACCUCCUCCACUCCUUUUCUAUGGGAGACUCCUCCUUCAUCACCAUCUUCCUCUCCACCUAUCGCUCCUUCACCUCUACAGGGAGAGUGCUGGACAUCCUCACAGACAGAUUGGCGCAUCCACCUGGGGACAGCGAGAGGAGCCAGAUGAGACAAUCUUUCAACAAAGCGGUGUGCACAGUGUUCAGCACAUGGCUCUCUGAGUAUCCUGAAGACUUCAAGAGUUUGGGGGAGCCCUCUCGCCUGCUGCGCCUGGCUCCCCUGCUCCCUCAGGACUCCUCCUCUGCAGCCGACCUCCGCACUCGCCUCCUCAGGAUAGCCGAAGAGCUUAGCGAGAAAGCCCUGCUCCCUGAUGCCCGUAAAGAUCAGAGCAGUUUCACCAGCCCUCCUGCUGACCCCUCCAAGUUUGAACCCACCAGCAUCCUGGGAUUCCCUGCAGCACUAAUUGCUGAGCAGCUCACCAAGAUAGAGACGGAGCUGUUUGUGCGUCUGGUCCCAUACCACUGCCUUGGCUCACUGUGGUCUCAAAGGGACAAGAAAGGGAGGGAAGGCGUUUGUUGGUCUGUCAGGGCCACUGUACGUCAGUUCAACAGGUUGGCCAACGCGGUGUUAGCAUCAUGCCUUUGCCCCACAAAGCUGCGCAGCCAGCAGAGGGUUCGACUGCUGGAGAAAUGGAUCAGUGUGGCAGAGGAGUGCCGAGCUCGAAAGAACUUCUCCUCGCUGUACGCCAUCGUGUCUGCGCUGCAGAGUAACCCCAUCCACCGGCUGAGGAAGACGUGGCAGGACACUGACAGGGAGGCAAUGAGGAGAUACGAGGAACUGUCGGAAAUAUUCUCAGAGAAGGACAACUACUCACAGAGUAGAGAACUCCUGAAGGAGGAAGGCACGUCAAAGUUUGCCAACAUUGACAACAAGCUCAACAACAGACAUCUUAAUAAGUCCAAUGCCCAGGGCACCGUGCCCUACCUGGGUAUCUUCCUCACAGACCUCACCAUGCUGGACACAGCGGUCAAAGACAGGCUGGAUAAUGGCUACAUCAACUUUGACAAAAGGAGAAGGGAAUUUGAGGUUUUAGCUCAAAUCCGGCUCCUGCAGUCUUCCUGCAAAAACUGUGUCUUCAGCACUGACGAGUCCUUCAUGCAGUGGUAUCACAGUGUACCUACGCUAACAGAGGAGGAAAGUUACAGACUGUCCAAUGAAAUUGAAGCGCCCAGUGAGCCGAGCCCCCGUGGCCUUACUCCAACAGUCAUCAUCACACAGUGCCCAGACCUGAGCACCUCCCGGACCAGCCUGGCUGGUGACAGUGACAGCCUCUUUGACUUCCCCUCACCUGUCAACAACCUGCUAUCAAAACUCACAAAGCAUAUGAGAUCUCCAUCUGUGUCCUGUCUGGAUGUUGACACAUCCCCUCCUACCAAUGACUCCACCCCUGCCACACUGACUCCAACCACUCCCACAAAAUCACACCGCCGAUCGGCCUCCUGCGGCAACAACCCCCCCAAUAACAUCCAGGGGUCUGGGCCCGACAUGCGAAUCAUCAGGUUACGGAUGGACCUGCAGGAUGGAAACCUAUACCGAAGCAUACUGGUUACGAGCAAUGAUAAGACCCCCACUGUGAUCAGCUCUGCCUUAGAAAAGCACAAUCAGGAUCCCAAACAGGCGUCCAAAUAUGAGCUGAUCCAACUUCUGCCUGAAGGAAAAGAACUGGUCAUCCCUGCUACAGGAAACGUCUUCUACGCCAUGACAUCUUCUAGUGUUGACUUCCUGUUGAGAAGGAAAGGCGGGAACACUCCUCUUGGCUCACAGCCGAUCAGCACAGAGACAAGCGCCACGUUUCCUCGAAUCAAAGCCAAGGGGAGGAGACUGGUCAGGACUCUAUUUUGACAUCACAUUUUCUUCAACUUUGUCCACAGUGUGACAUUUUUUUCGUAGCUCUGACGUGGACGCAGCGUGAUCUCUCACAGACAGUAAAUGUGGCCUUCUCUGUGCAAAACAAAAAUCUGCAUAUGCCUUUAUCCCACACUCCUGCAAAGGUUGAUCUACCAAAACACCCAAGACCAAGUCUGUCAGACAUUCAGACCUCCUGCUGCCCCUCUGCGUUCACCAGAGCCGUCUGCUGCUGAAGAACAGUGUCAGUUUUCCUCUUUUUCCAAACAAUAUGCAUUAAUAUUUCACACCCAGAGGAAGAGCAAUGGAAGCCUUUAACUGAGUGCUUUUGGUGCUGGCUCUCGAGUCCCCGUCAGGUAGCACUUGAUGCAUUUUCUUUCUUCAUUCCAACUCAAUGAAUAAGAUCUGUUUUAAUUACAACCAAGAAAUCCUUUGUUGUUGUGUGCCUCAGCUGUGAGUGACGUUUCCAAAUGCAAAAAGAAGAUUUAAUUGGUCAGAACGUGUUUGAGGCCAUCAAAGUAUUUGAGACUGUUUUUUGGAGGGGAAGAAGCAUAAUGAAAUCUUCAUAUACACAGCUCGUCAGAUCUGGUUCUAGUAAUAAACACCACACGCCAGGAAGACACAUGGAUAGAAGAAGAUGCAGCAAAAGUGCAUAAUUGUAGCAAAACACUGAGCUUGUCAUAUGAGACAUAUAUAUGUUUUGUAUAUAUUUAUAUAUUUGUACAUCUGUGCGAUGUGAACAUUGUGUUUACACUGGCAAGGAGCUCUAUGUCCAUGUGUUGGAAUUGUCAAGUAACUAAUUCAUCAAGGAAAAAUGCAUCAAACACCUGCAAAGUUUCCACUUUAAACAGGCCAACACUUGUCUACAGUGACUGGUAAAUUCAAAUAUAAUGCAAGCAGAUAUUAACUUUGGCUUAAACUUAAAGCUGCAUUAAUCUAUAUUUUUCUAUUAGCUUUGAACUGAAUAUCACCAACUGCAACUCUAGUGAGAUUUUUAGUUUGAGUAAUUGUUUUGGUUUUACAGCUCUAAAAUGUACGUUUCCUGCUGCAGCUGUUUUCAGUGGGGAAAAAAAGCUGCUAUCUAGCAAACAAACAGUGAAAAAAGUCAAACAUGUUGCAGCUUAAGAGUCAGAUAUUUUCUUAGAAAGUUGCUGAGGACCAAACUAGAAUUAAGUGAUAUGAACUUCUUUCAUUAGAUGGACAGAUUGGACAGAAACACAACUGCAGAUAAAUAAAAUACUACUUCAGCUGGUGUGUGUAAGCAGCUGUUAGCCAAAAAAAACUUUAUAUGGCAGAAAAACUGGAACACAGCUUGGUGUAUCUCUGCCACCUAGUGGUCAAAAAGUGAUUAUUGCAGCUUUAAAAAUAACUUAGCUCUUUCAAACCUUAUGACAACGACAAGGAAAAUCAAAUAAUAUACAUAUAUAUGCCACCAGUUUGGUUAAGGUUUUCCAGGUCUGAUUUUUUUCAACAGUGCAUAAGCUAAACUUAAUUUAUGCAGAUUUUCCAGCAGCUCAGCAGGAUACAUCUUCACUGCUGUUUACUUACAGUACAAAGACACAGCUCUGAUUUCAUGUCUUGAAUCAACUUCAGAGUAGGUUUGAAACACACAACCUCGACUUUGACAUCAAGUCUUGUGACCUCUGGUUGUCAUAUUCGCCUGCUUAGUGCUGGUGAGGUCUCUUUAUCGGCCGAGGCACGAGCACGGCUGGACCAGGGAGAGGAUUCUGGGUAACAAUAGAUGACGUGUGCUAGCAUAAUGCUAUGCUACUGAUUGUUUUAGUGCCUUUCUCUAAAGGGUGCUCACCUUUCCCAUGUUUGCAUUAGAAUGUAUACAGUAUACAUGGAGGAAAUGCAGUCACCUCCAGUGCUGUGUAGUCUCACAUCAAAACUAUUUAUGCACUACAUACAGGAUGUCCUAUUUUUGUGGUAAUAAAUUUACUUUUAUAUGAAUUUCAUUGCUUUCGACUGAUGUGCUGUAACAUAUUCCAGGUUCAAUGCAGACAUACUUUCCAUGCUGCUGAGUAUCUUAUGAAAAGAAUUAAAACUUUCUCCACAUGUCAAAUACUGACAUUUCUAUUUUUCUCAUGGAGAAGGAAAACAAAGCAAGGUGACUAUACAUCAGCGACAAAAUAAUACACCUCUGUUUUAGUCUUUUUAUUCAGAUUCAAGACAGCCAGCAUCUUUAUCUUCAAGCAAAAUCAAGAUCAGAAUGAAUGUACGUGAAAAUGUGUUACAAGUAUGAAAUCUAAGGGAUAUAACAAAAAAUAUUUCUGGAUAUGUCAGAAAAAGCACAUCUGAAACACGAAGAUGCUCGUACCAACCCAGUUAAUAAUACAAACAUUCAUUAAACACAAAGUAUUAAAGCAUUCCUCACACCUG
Lates calcarifer (barramundi perch) is the source of this 5117-nucleotide messenger RNA. RefSeq names its product ral guanine nucleotide dissociation stimulator-like 2 (gene rgl2). Gene Ontology annotation, molecular function: guanyl-nucleotide exchange factor activity. Bases 561 to 2732 code for a protein of 723 amino acids. The record is from RefSeq and is a predicted model, not a curated record. Gene Ontology annotation, biological process: positive regulation of GTPase activity; Ras protein signal transduction. Lineage: Eukaryota; Metazoa; Chordata; Actinopteri; Centropomidae. Gene Ontology annotation, cellular component: plasma membrane. The transcript is spliced from 19 exons.